AUGGGUCCAGACAACUUUAGGAACAUCAAAGCCGAGAAGGCGAAGGCGAUUCAGAGGUUUAGGAGGAUGCAAAUGGUCACCGCCGCGCUCCGGUUUCUUGAAUUCUGCAUGUUUUUGGGCAUAGUCUGUAGGGUUUCCGCUCACUUGAACGUCGCUGCUUUCAAACUCUCCGGCGAGUAUUUCAGGGGGCUCUCCGGCGCCUUGAUCAGUCCCCGCUUCGUGUUCGUCGUCGGAAACGCCAUAUUCAUCGUCUUGUUCCUCCAGUCCGGUCAUUCGCCGGAGAAACAUGGGUCCGCCGGCAAUGGGAAAGGCGAUUUCCACGAGGAAUACAUGAAACAAUCUGGGAAUAAGAAUCAGAGCUUUUACAGCAACUAUAAUGGGGAGAUGAAGAAACAGGUGAAACAAACUACUGCAUGUACAUAUUACGCCAAAGAAAGGAGAAUAAUGCAGAGGAGCCAGUCGGAGAAGUUGAAGAGGUUAAACUACUGCGGCGGCGAGGAAGCGCCUGGGAGGGAACUAAGGAGGUCUGCGACGUCCGUGAGUCGCCGGAAAAGUGAGGUGGCGACGGAAGAAAUGAGCAGCGAAGCCUUUAGGCGUAAAGUGGAGGAUUUCAUUGCAAGGCAACAAAGGGCUUUGAGGGAAGAAGAAGAGUUGUCAGUUUUUGGUUCAACUUAA
Messenger RNA from Ipomoea nil (Japanese morning glory), 675 nucleotides. RefSeq lists its product as uncharacterized. The record is from RefSeq and is a predicted model, not a curated record. NCBI's taxonomy places the organism in Eukaryota, Viridiplantae, Streptophyta, Magnoliopsida, Solanales, Convolvulaceae. The transcript has a single exon. Bases 1 to 675 code for a protein of 224 amino acids.